ACGCAUAAAUGUCAACAGAACUCACUCUCUCUCUCUAAAUUCAAUUUUGUGGAUUCCAAUUCCAAUAGCCCUUUUCUCUGCCGUGAUUUUUACUCUCUACCGUGAUUUUUUACGCCAUCUGUAGAGGCCUGUUUGGUUCCGAGGAAAACCACAAACAGCAAAUCGUUGGGCCUACGAGAAAUAAAUGGCCGUGGUUUCGGUUCUUUUGGAGAUUUUUCGGAGACCGACGAUAGUGGAGGUUUUGGGCGAGCUCGUCUUCUUCAUAGCGCCUCUGUGGAUUGCGGUUUUCGUUGGGGUUCUUGUUGGCUGGGCAUGGAAACCCAAAUGGGCCAAUUUGGUCGGUAGAGACAUCGCGGAUUAUUCCGUGUCCAAACAAGAAACUUCUUCUUCAUCGUCGUCUUCCUCUUUGCUAACAUCGUCCAUGUGUUUCGGUUCUCUUCCGGGCUUGAAUUCUUUGAAAUUUCAGUUGCCGAGUUGCAUUCCCUGGAUUUCUGAUUAUGGGGUUCAAGAGAAAGUUCUUUCCUUGCCAGCUCCGGUUAAUUCUUCUGAUAGCAGUUCCUCACAGCUUGACAGAGAAAGUUCCUCACUUGUAACGGGAGAAGAUUUGGAGCACCUUUGUCGGCUUGUUGAGGAGAAAGAUGGAGGUCCUUCUUGGAUUCAGAUGAUGGAUCGUUCUACCCCAACUAUGGGCUACCAAGCUUGGCGUCGAGAUCCUGAGACUGGACCUCCACAAUACCGUAGCAGAACAGUGUUUGAGGAUGCUACACCUGAGUUGGUGAGAGAUUUCUUUUGGGAUGAUGAAUUUCGGAUGAAGUGGGAUGACAUGCUUAUACAUGCUUCUACUUUAGAGGAGUGCCCGACCACGGGAGCCAUAGUAGUGCAAUGGGUGCGAAAGUUCCCCUUCUUCUGUAGCGACAGAGAAUACUUGAUAGGCCGCCGUAUUUGGGAAUCGGGACGUUCAUACUACUGUGUGACUAAGGGAGUACCCUACAAUUCUGUUCCUAGACGCAACAAACCUAGGCGUGUUGAUUUAUACUAUUCAAGUUGGUGCAUUCGCGCAGUUGAAUCAAGGAGAGGGGACGGCCAGCUGACUGCCUGUGAGGUUUUACUGUUUCACCAUGAGGAUAUGGGAAUACCUUGGGAAAUUGCAAAACUUGGAGUUAAACAGGGUAUGUGGGGAGCUGUUAAGAAGAUUGACCCCGGCCUACGCAAGUACCAGAAAGAGAGAGCCUCCGGAGCUUCACUCUCACGUUGUGCUUUCAUGGCUCAGAUCAAUACAAAAGUGAGUGCAGACUACCUGAGGUCUUUGGAAGACGAUUCUGAGGAAUCAACAGGGAUCGAAAGACCGAACUCAUCCGGAAAACAAGAAGGAAAGAACAUACCUAAACUUCUUGUUGUUGGUGGGGCCGUUCUACUUGCCUGCAGUCUUGACCGGGGACUAUUGACUAAAGCAGUUAUCUUCGGUAUCGCCCGAAGAUUUGCAAAUAUCGGAGGAAGAAGGUUGUGAUCUAGACUGAUUUUUGGUAGUGUUCUUACAGAGGCCAUCAGAGCCUCUUCAUUGUAAAGUGAGAAAAAAAAAAUUUGCCUCAUCUGCGGUCACGAAGAUUAAAUUGUUAUUCUUUUUCCCUUUUGUUUGAGCGCUAGGAAACAGCCAUAGAAUGGAUAUUCCUGGCUAAAAGAGGAACAGAAAAGAGAAAGAAGCGAGAGAUUGGUAAAAAGAGAGAGAUAUCAUGUAAUUGUAUUCAUAGAAGUUGAUGUCUUACAAGAUCUUCUGCGGCAGGAAAAUAACGGUGAUAUUCACCUUCUUUUUGAUUCGCUUUUUCGCUA
Molecule: messenger RNA, 1827 nt
Organism: Morus notabilis
Lineage: Eukaryota; Viridiplantae; Streptophyta; Magnoliopsida; Rosales; Moraceae
Exons: 7
Coding region: 185-1507 (440 amino acids)
Molecular function (GO): lipid binding
Source: RefSeq, a predicted model, not a curated record